This is a messenger RNA of Rotaria sp. Silwood1, 447 nucleotides long. The record is from the annotation of a GenBank genome assembly. Lineage: Eukaryota; Metazoa; Rotifera; Eurotatoria; Philodinida; Philodinidae.
AUGGAUACAACAUCAUUAAUUAUCAUUACAUGUGUACUUAUUCCGGCUCUACUAGCUAUCGGUAUUUGUGCUAUUAUAGUUUGUUCAAAUUAUGAUAGAGAUCGAAAACUUCAUCGUCAAAGAGGUUCAUCUUUUGUAUGCCAUCAUUUACAUGAACGAGUACCUCAAGAUAACUAUAUAAUUGAUUUUCCACGUACUAAUCGCUAUCAACAACAAUGGCGUUUACGUGAACCUCCACCUGUAUUUGAAGAAUCAUCACCAUCAUAUGACAUUUCUGUUAAUCAAAUAGGAAGACAACAAUUACCAGUAUUUACAUCUAUUCGUACAACACCAUUAACAACAAAUGUUCAACAAUCGUCGCCUACUAGGACGUCAUCUGGACAUGCAACAAUGCCACCUUCUUAUGCUGAAAUUUUUUUAACACCUUAUACAUUAACAAAUCGAUGA